CUCGCUCUCUCGCUUCAAAGUUUCGCUUUCUCUAAUCGAUGAGGCUCUACGUCUACAUACUACAAGCGAAAGAUUUGCCGGCGAAAGAGACGUUCGCGAAGCUUCACGUUGGGAAACACAAGUCUAAGACGAGAGUCGCGAGAGACACUUCUUCACCGAUCUGGAAUGAGGAAUUCGUUUUCAGGAUCAGUACCGAUGUCGUCGACGAAGGCGACGACGUCGUUGUUUCGAUUCUUCACCACGAGCUGGAUCGUUACUCUAAUGUUUCGACCGGAUUGAUUGGUAAAGUUAGGAUUCCUCUUCGUUCCGUUGCUGCUGAAGAGAAUCAAACUCUCUUGCCUACUUGGUUUGUGAUUGAGAAGCCUAGUGAUGGCAAGCUUGUUAACAUUGAAUGUGGGAAAAUUCUUCUCAGUUUGUCUUUGCAAGGGAAGUGGGAAAGUAACUCUGGUGAAAAAGUCCAAAAUGAUAAGCAGGAUAUCAUGUUGGAAGGUGUCAAAGAACUCGAAGGAUCUCCUAAAGAUCUGAGUUCCUCCAAAGAUGGGAAAAAGCGUAAACACCACCAUGAUGGGAAGCACAUAAUGAAGAAUUUUGUCAACCAGAUUGACAAGCUUUUUCAUAAGAAAGAGGAAAUUUCUAAAAGACUCCAUGACGACUCAUCAGGAGGGCAAGGCAUAACCUCGAAUUAUGAGGAUGCCACAGACAAAUCUUCUUGCUCUGCUACGUGUACUAGCUUUGAGGAAGGUCUUGACCUGAUGCAGUCUAGUGACAGUGAAAAGGAAGAAAUGCCUGAGAAUCUUACAGGGGGAGUUCUUGUUGAUCAGAAAUAUUUAGUCUCGCCCUGCAAUCUUAACAAAUUUCUUUUCGCACCAAGUUCGGAAUUUAGGAAAGAGGUAGCUGAACUUCAAGGGUUAUCAGAUGUACAGGAAGGGCCUUGGACAAUGAUGCAAGAAGAUACUCCUCAUCUAACUCGGGUUGUUACAUACAUGAGGGCUGCAACAAAAAUGGUCAAAGCGGUUAAAGCAACGGAGAAUCAAAUUUAUCGGAAAGCAAAUGGGAAAGAAUUUGCUGUUUUUGUUAGUGUAAGUACUCCAGAUGUUCCCUAUGGAAGUACUUUUAAAGUAGAGUUGCUUUACAAGAUACUACCUGAAACAGAGCCAACUGCUGGUGGGGAAUCUUCUCGACUGAUCAUAUCAUGGGGAAUUCAAUUCAAUCAAAGUACUAUAAUGAAAGGUAUGAUCGAAGGAGGUGCUAAGCAAGGGCUGAGAGAGAGCUUUGAACAAUUUUCUGAUCUCCUGGCUAAGACUUACAAAACUCUAGAUCCUGCUGUUGUAUUGGACAAAGACCAGGUUAUAGCAACAGUGCAGUCAGAACAAAAGACUGAUUUGAAAUCAGCUUUUCUAUACUUCUGGAGUUCUUCUGUCAUCUGUGCUGUUCUUUUGUCUAUAUAUGUUGUAGUGCAUAUUCUGCACUGUGAGCCCAGCAAAAUCCAAGGUCUUGAAUUCUAUGGGCUUGAUUUACCUGAUAGUUUUGGAGAGCUAUUCAGUAGUGGAAUGCUAGUUCUUCUUCUGGAGCGUGUGUAUAUGAUGACUGUGCAUUUUAUACAAGCUAGAUUGCAUCGAGGAAGAGAUCAUGGAGUCAAAUCAAAUGGCAAAGGAUGGAUUCUGACAAUAGCUUUAAUCAAAGGCACAAAUUUGGCUUCAGUGGAAGCAACAGAGCUCUUUGAUCCCUAUGUUAUUUUCACUUGCAAUGGGAAAACAAGAACAAGCUCUGUCAAACUUCAAGCCCAGGAUCCUCAGUGGAAUGAGGUAAUCGAGUUUGAUGCAAUGGAGGAACCACCAUCAGUAUUAGAUGUGGAGGUAUUUGAUUUUGAUGGUCCAUUUGAUCAGGGUGCCUCUCUUGGUCAUGCAGAGAUCAAUUUCUUUAAACAUACAGCCGAUGAACUUGCGGACUUGUGUGUUCCUUUAGUUGGUCAUCAUGCUCAAGCGUCUCAGUCGAAGUUACAGUUGAGAAUUUUUUUGGAAAACAAGAACGGGGUUGAAACAAUGAAAGAUUACUUGAGUAAGGUGGAAAAGGAAGUAGGCAAGAAGUUAAACAUUCGGUCACCACAGAAGAACUGUGCUUUCCAGAAACUGUUUGGUUUGCCCCAUGAAGAAUUUCUUCUCAAAGAAUAUACUUGUUACUUGAAGAGAAAACUUCCUGUGCAGGGAAAGCUCUAUCUGUCUGCUAGAAUUGUGGCGUUCUACUCAAAUGUAUUUGGACACAAGACAAAAUUUUACUUCCUCUGGGAAGAUAUUGAUGACAUCCAAGUGCUUCCCCCAACUUUUGCUUCCUUAGGAAGCCCUUUGCUACUCAUUAUUCUAAAAAAGAACCGAGGUCUUGAUGCAAAACAUGGGGCUAAAUCUCUGGAUGAUGAAGGAAGACUUUGGUUCUAUUUUCAGUCUUUUGUGUCAUUUGAUGCGACUAGCAGGACAAUCAUGGCUUUGUGGAAAACGAGAACGUUAAGUGUAGAUCACAGAGCACAAAUAGCAGAAGAAGAACAAGAUGUGUCAGAUCCCUUCCUUUUGCCUGAAGAUGUUGCAGUUGUUUCAGAUUCGGAUGCAUUAAAGAUGUCAAAAGUGUACACGCGUGAUCUACCUUGCGAUGUGGAAUUGGUAAUGAAGAUCUUUGGUGGCGGAGAACUGGAGCGUAAGAUCAUGGAGAAAUCUGGAUGUUUGAAUUACGCAAGUACAACUUGGGAAUCUAAGAACCCGGGGGUCUACGAAAGACGGCUUUCUUACAAAUAUAAUCACUAUGUGUCUGUGUUUGGAGGCGGAGUCACAUGCGCACAACAGAAAUCUCUAGCUCCAAGUGAUGAAGGUUGGAUCUUGAAUGAGAUUGUGGCUCUCCAUGAUGUUCCAUUCGGAGACCAUUUUCGCGUUCAUCUAAGGUAUGAGGUGAAAAAAGCAGGAGUUGAUUGUAAAACAAGUAAAUGCGAUGUGUAUCUGAAGAUCAGGUGGCUCAAAACUAUAAAGUUCGAACAGAGGAUUAGCAAAAGUAUAAUGGAGAAAUUUAGGACUCGAUUAAAUGUCAUAUUUGAUUUGUUCCAGAAAGAGUCUGUAGCAAAUUCAUCUUUGACACUUCUCUGACUAAUAAAAAAACUAUACUUGUUUCUUUACA
Molecule: messenger RNA, 3156 nt
Organism: Capsella rubella
Lineage: Eukaryota; Viridiplantae; Streptophyta; Magnoliopsida; Brassicales; Brassicaceae
Product: C2 and GRAM domain-containing protein At5g50170
Exons: 9
Coding region: 39-3125 (1028 amino acids)
Source: RefSeq, a predicted model, not a curated record